Xenopus laevis (African clawed frog) is the source of this 2523-nucleotide messenger RNA. RefSeq lists its product as uncharacterized. The coding region runs from base 536 to 1465 and encodes 309 amino acids. Lineage: Eukaryota; Metazoa; Chordata; Amphibia; Anura; Pipidae. The record is from RefSeq and is a predicted model, not a curated record. The transcript is spliced from 6 exons.
AGAUGCCAGAUUUCAGCUAUCACACAUAACAGUAAUGAAUAAACCAGACAGAGAUAUUGCCACUGGAACUGGACAGAAAUAAAUUGUAAGGAAGGAGCUACUAACUGUCUGAAUCACUUCUGUCACAGAAAAUUUCACACUUAGGGCGACAUUUAUUAUGCUGCGAAAAUAUUACCGUACAUAAAUACGCACACGCACGCCUCAUUCCGAUGUAAUCCGUUUAUGGCGAUGAAAUAAUUUAGUCGCUUAUUUAUGAAGGUAUGUUUACGAUACUUGCGAAUGCGUAUCGUAUCGUAUUUUUCCGACGAUUGGUUAGCGCACUGAAUCGUAAUUUGAUGCGGAUAUUAUUAUGUGUAAAUCAGCGAAUAACGUGUGACGUGUUAUGUUACUGCGCAUGAGCAUUACCUCCGUUUUCGUAGCAUUCACUGGUGCUAAUGCGCAUGCUCUGGCAUUUACGUCACGUUUUGUUAUAAGGCAUGGUUGAAAUUUUGCGUAUCUUCGCAAAACACACAUUUCUCAUUGUGAAGGAAUUGUAAUGGCGGCUGAUGAUAACUCUGAAAGUGGUGGUCAUACAACAAAGGCCGGAAGAAAUAUCAAAUUCACCUUCGAUGAGAACUGCGCUUUGGUAGACAAGGUUGUUCAGUAUUAUGAUCACAUUUAUGGGCAUUUAGCUCCAAAAACUUCUCAGGCACGUAAAAGAGCUCUUUGGCUGAGAAUAUGUGAAGCAGUUAAUGCAGUGGGUGCUCAUCCACGAACAAUUGACAAUUGCAAGAAAAGAGUCAGCGACAUCAAAAGGUUGUUGAAGAAAAAGUUAGCUGAAGAAAAGAAGUAUGCACGUGGUACUGGAGGUGGUGCUCCACAUGAAAUACAUUAUUUGGAAUAUGAAGAAGAUUUUAAAAAGGUGAUGGGACCAGAUAUAGUAGAUGGCAUCGAUGGGCACAUUGACACUGAUGAUUCUGCAGUUUCAUCAAGGUCUGUUGUGACUGGAAACCAUGAAAAUCCUACUCAGAUGUUAAAUUCCACUCAAGGUACAUGUUCAUCAGCAACCACUGGAGGACCUAGUGACAUAGAUGAUACCGAUCUUUCAAACCAACAUGAUGCUUCAGAGGACAACAUACUAUAUUCUAGUGAUUUCCCUGGUAAGUCAACAGAAGCCAUGGAAAAUGAACCUGGUACAAGUCAAAAAACAGCAAGUUCCCAGGGUGAAACUUCAACAAAUGAAGCUGAAAAAAGCCAAACAUCAGAUACAAUUGAUUCAACAACUUCUACAAAUGCAAUGCCUUCAUCUAAAAAAAGAAACAAAAAGAAAAAACAUACAUGUGAUUGUGACAUUCACCUAACUGAAGUGAAAGAGAUAAUACAGAAAGUGGACAACAAAGUGGACUUUCUGCUUCAAAAAAUGGAACCCUUACUCAAGGUUUCUUUUGUAAUCCAGCAAGAUGCAGAGCAACAGUCACAAGUUUAGAAAAAUAUUUUAUUGUAGUCAUUACAUUUAGAUUUAUGGUGUUUUUUUUAGAUAAAGGAAUAGUGACACAUUCCAUAUUUUAACACAUUCCAUAUUUUAACUACAACAUGCCAACUUGGAAUAUAAACAGUGAAUUUUUUUUACAAAUUUUUUUCAAUUAUACACACAUCCCCGCAAUACUUUGUUUUACUAACUCACAUCAGUCAGUAACUUCAUGAGUGACAUCAUACUUGAGGGGGUGUCAACUUGUCAAAAAUGUAGGAAUCUGCAUUCAGCCUAAUUGCACUUUUUAUAAUGAAAGCUUUAAUCCACUCAGAAGGAUUUAACGAUCAUCCUGGAAUAUCAGCCUUUCAUUGAGAAAGAGGAGAGCAAUCAAACUUGUCUGUUUAGUGAUUAAUAUUUAUUCAUUCUGCUAAACACAGUGUUUAGCAGAAUGAAUAAACAUUUAUCAAAGCAGUUAAUCUGUGUUUGAGUGCUCUUCUCUUUCUCAUUGAAAGGGGGUGUCAAACUUCAGAGAGGUUGGAGGACAAUGUGGAGUGUGUCACUAUUCCUCUUGGGCAUUACCCUUUCUUUAUUUUCAUUGAUAAGAUAAUGCAAAAAUUGCAGAUAAUGCCAAACAUUUUUUCUAUUGUUUAAUUAUGUUAUCCUAUAUGUGACUGUGUUAAUAAUAACUGUAACACAACAGACCAUUGUGUUGCAUAGUUAAUUAAGGAGACAAUACAUAUUCUAAAAUUGAUAGAAACACAUAAGUAAAUUAUGUGUAUCUACAUAUUACAUUAGUAAUUAUGUUUUGAACAUAUGCUAUUGGGUAUUACCCUUCCUUUAUUUUCAUUGAGAAGAUAAUGCAAAAAUUGCAAAUAAUGCCAAAAAAGUUUUCCUGUGUUUAAUUAUGUUAAUCUACAGAUAAUUCUUUAAUAGUAACUAAAUUCUCAAAUGUGACUGUGAGAAUAAUAAGAGCAACUGUAACACAACAGACCAUUGUGUUGCCUAGUUAAUAAUUCAAAGUUGAUAUACAGGCAUAAGUAAACUUUACACAAUAAAAAUAAGUCUCUGGUGUA